AUGAUACCCGACCUCGCUACCUUUGCCUCACCGACCUUCCAAACCACAGCUACAAUCGACUGCGUCACCGCCAAAGAAAGCCUGUCCGCCGUCUUUGGAAGCUUCUCGACAGUGACGGCAACAUCCGACCCGAUUCAGAGCUCUAUCAAGCUGCAUCACUCACCUCACCGCCCUUUCUCAACCUCUGAUUCAGCCACGGCGAAUCGACCAACCUUUGGCGUACAGCGAAAGCAUCUGCAUCAAUCUCACGACCUUCUUGAACGACCCGCUACCGCCUCCUCCGUCCACACAAUCCGCCGAACGCCACGCUUCGAAGCUUCCCCGUCUCCCCGUCCAGAGCUCGAUCGUGCGCCAAAGCUUGAUAACGAGUUCGACCCGGUUAAGUCCGACGUUCGGCUCGCUCCUUCCCCAGAGAUCUUCCCAAAGCCUCCCAAAGGCCCGCUCCCUCGUGCUCCCGGUCAGGCCAAGGCUAAAAAGCAACGCCGACUAGCUCGAAAGCUCUCCCAGGAACUUAGUGAGGAGGACGACGACGAGUCCUCGGUAAGGUCGUCGUCUCGACUAAGGCAACCCCAAACUUCCAAAUCAUCGGACAGCUACGUUCCCCAUCCGCUACUCCAGAUAUCGAAGCGCACCCAUAGAGCCAUCUUAUUCACCCUCGAAGAGGCGCUUCGAGGCCCGUACUCCUUCACCCCAGACAUCACCGAAGAGCUGGCGGAAAUGGCCGACCUACGUGGAGGCCACGAGCCUCCCACCUCGAAUGGCAAUGUCUCCGCCCAGGCCCGUCCUGCUCAUCCCUCCGCUACCGGUUCCCCUUCGGGCAUUCGCAGCCCGCGUAUGAUCCUCCGGGAUCGUAAUGCUAGGGAGGCCGCUCGCCGCGCCGAGCAGGAGCAGAUCCAGAUGGAGCGAACGCGUAUGGAACAGGAGCAGCUGCGCCUGCAGCAGGCCCGAGCCGAGGAUGAGGCUCGAGCAUUGGAAGAAGCCCAGAGACGCAAUGUAGAACGCCGUGUCACCAGCACGGCUGCUACCGCUGCUGGCGGUUCUAGACACCAAACCGGGGGCCCCGGACAGCGGCCCCUGAGGCGACAUGAUCGCCCGACCACCCCCGAUCGGGGUGCGUUGCGUGUGCCUCAAGGUGUCUCCCAACCGUCACAGGGCCGCCCGAGCCGGACUACCGGCGCAUCCGGCCAUGCCCAACAAUCCUCUUAUCCCACCCCCGGCGCCGGCACGAGCGGCGGCCCCUUAACCCGCGGCGCCGCUUCCGCGACCAACAUCAAGACCCAACCAUCCCAGCAACAGUCCCAAUCCCAACAGCAGCCCCGCACUUCGUUCCCCCAUGCCUUUGAGCGGUGGGAGACGCUCUCCGCUCAGUGGGAGGGUCUCACGAGCCACUGGAUCCGACGCCUGGAGCUAAAUUCGAGUGCCAUCGAGUCUGACCCCGUCUCCCAGCAGCUCUCCCGCCAAGUCACGGACCUCUCUGCCGCCGGCGCUAACCUAUUCCACGCCGUCGUCGAGCUGCAGCGCUUGCGUGCCAGCUCCGAGCGCAAGUUCCAGAGAUGGUUCUUCGAGACUCGCACCGACCUCGAAAGGUCUCACGAGGAGAACGCUAUGCUGACUAGCCAGAUCGAGGAGCUUCGGAAUCAGCUCAACGACGCAAGGAGCCGCACCCACGAGCGAGACAGCGCCAACUCCAUUGUCCAGAAGCAGUUGAGUGAGAUGAAGAAGGAACUCUCUAUUUCCAAGGAAGAAGCCCGUCGCGCCUGGGAGGAACUAGGACGUCGAGAACAAGCCGAACGCGAGCACACCCUUUCCCUCCAAGCAGGCCAGCCCACGAUUGUGGGCGGUGUCCAAGUCGUUCCCAUGAUCCAGGGCGGCGGCAUCAGCCGUCGGCCCCCUGCCCAGCCUAUAACCACGAGCGCGCCCGAAUCGUACUACAGAACCGCCGCAGCUGACGCACCUCGGCCCACCGCGGGUUAUGGCCAGCACGGCUCGGAGGGUGGCUAUAGUGAAGAGGACUAUGAUCCCGCCACCGCGCAAGCCGGUUCCUACGCUGUUGCCACGUCGGGCGAUAGCCAGUGGGCUGCCGCCUACGCGCCCCAGACAGAUUACACAGGUGCUGGCUACGGCUCUGGUUGGGAAGCCAUGCCUCGGCACCACCAUCCGACGAGACUGAGCGACGUCCUCGAAGAGGAAGAGAGCCGGACAAGCGCAAGCCAAGUUAGCCGUCCCUAG
This is a messenger RNA of Parascedosporium putredinis, 2229 nucleotides long. NCBI's taxonomy places the organism in Eukaryota, Fungi, Ascomycota, Sordariomycetes, Microascales, Microascaceae. The record is from the annotation of a GenBank genome assembly.